This is a messenger RNA of Ochotona princeps (American pika), 1755 nucleotides long. RefSeq names its product purinergic receptor P2X 5 (gene P2RX5). Gene Ontology annotation, cellular component: nuclear inner membrane; plasma membrane. Lineage: Eukaryota; Metazoa; Chordata; Mammalia; Lagomorpha; Ochotonidae. Gene Ontology annotation, molecular function: ATP binding; extracellularly ATP-gated monoatomic cation channel activity; purinergic nucleotide receptor activity. The transcript has 13 exons. The record is from RefSeq and is a predicted model, not a curated record. Gene Ontology annotation, biological process: monoatomic cation transmembrane transport; response to ATP. The coding region runs from base 369 to 1712 and encodes 447 amino acids.
UUCCUGUGCCUAGGUCCCGCCUCCCCAGGCCUCAGUUUCCUCACUUAGUCUCUAGGAAGGGAGGAGGCGGGGAGCGAUUUCGCCUUUAAAGCUUGCCCUUCCCGCUUUACACUCCCGCCCUGCCAUCACUUCUGGCAGCUGGGCGUCCUGCCGGCCCCUCUCCUCUGACCUCCCGGACCGGACUGGGAGAAGGAAGAGCUGGCCGCAAGGUCGCCGUGCGUCCCCCGGGAGCUCAGCCCCGCGCACUAAGCGGCAGCCCCGGGCCAGUUGGAGCCGCGCCUCCGGGCGCCCGCGGGGGCAGGCGGGGCCGCGGCUCCCCGUGCCGCACACGUGGGGCCGCGGUGCGCAGGCCUGGCUGGGGCGGCUCCAUGGACUGCAGGGCGCUCUGCCUGUCCCUCCUGGACUACAAGACCGAGAAGUACGUGGUGGCCAAGAACAGGAAGGUGGGCUUGCUGUACAGGCUGCUGCAGCUCGGCGUCCUGCUGUACCUGCUCAUAUGGGUGUUCCUGGUCAAGAAGGGCUACCAGGACGUGGACACUUCGCUGCAGACUGCUGUGGUCACCAAAGUCAAGGGCGUGGCCUACACCAACACCUCGGAGCUCGGGGUGCGGCUCUGGGAUGCCACUGACUACGUCAUACCGCCCCAGGGAGAAAAUGUCUUCUUCAUCAUCACCAACCUGAUUGUGACCCCCCACCAGCGGCAGGGCACCUGUGCUGAGAAUGAACAGAUUCCUGAUGGCCGGUGUUCUCAGGACAGUGACUGCCCAGUGGGCAUGCCCGUGAAAGCCGGAAAUGGAGUGAAGACUGGCCGCUGUCUGCCAGCUGGGAAUUCAACCCAGGGCACCUGUGAGAUCUUCGCCUGGUGUCCAGUGGAGACCAAGUCCAUGCCCAGGAAGCCGUUGUUGGGGGAUGCUGAAGACUUCACUGUUUAUAUUAAGAACUUCAUCCGCUUCCCCAAAUUCAACUUCUCCAAGACGAACGUGGACACGGACAAGACGCUGCUGAAAUCCUGUCACUUUGGCCCCAACAACCUCUACUGCCCCAUCUUCCAUGUGGGCUCUGUGGUCCGCUGGGCGGGGAGCACCUUCGAGGACAUAGCCCUGGAGGGCGGUGUGAUUGGCAUUCACAUUGAGUGGGACUGUGAUCUUGACCAACCAGGCUCUGAAUGCAACCCUCACUACUCUUUCAGCCGUCUGGACCACAAGUUUACAAAGUCCAUUUCCUCAGGGUACAACUUCAGGUUUGCCAAGUACUACCGAGAUGCUGCGGGGAUGGAGUUCCGCACCUUGAUUAAAGCCUAUGGCAUCCGCUUUGAUGUGCUGGUGAAUGGCAGGGCAGGGAAGUUCAACAUCAUCCCUACAGUCAUCAACCUGGCCUCUGGGGUGGCGCUCAUGGGUGCUGCAGCUUUUGUCUGUGACCUGGUGCUCAUCUACAUCAUUAAGAAGAGAGAGUUCUACCGCGAGAAGAAGUUUGAGAAAGUGAGGGGCCGAGAUGACCGAGCCUUGGAGGCUGAAGACCAGGUACAGGGGCAGGAGGAGUCGCUUGCCUCGGGGCUGAUGGAACUACCCAGGACACUGCGGAGCAGCAGCCAGGACGGCGGUUUUCAGGGGAAUGGCAGUGUGUGCCGACAGGUGCUGGAGUCUGACAGCUCUGGUUCCCUGCAGGCUGUGAAUGCUAAACUGCCACAGCCCUUGGAGGCAAAGCAGACAUAGCCAGACUGGAGACAGACUCAGUGAAGAUGGAGACUUCGGGCCC